UCGCGCUCUUUCCGGCGCUAUAAAAACCGCCACCACCUUCCCCCAACGCCACCCGCCGAUCUAUCUGUCCACCCAACCGCCUGCUGCUCGAUCGAUCGCCGGUCAUGGCCGCCGCCUCCUCUUCCCUCCCGCCCAAGCCUCCCAACUGCGCCGCCGCCGCCACGGCCGUGGUGGCCGUGCUCGACCAGCCGCCCUACCACGACGUGGACGCCGGCGCCGCCACGCCCAGCUCCAGCGUCAGUAGUAGCAGCAGCAGCACGGCGAGCGUCGCGGGCCGCUCCUCCACGUUCUCGCUCGACCCGCCGACGCCCUCCUCCUCCCCGCCGCGCCCGCACCGCGCGGCCGACGUCGCCUGGGCGCCCAUCCGAGCCGCCGCCGCGCCCCUCGGCCCGCGGGACUUCACCCUCGUCCGCCGCGUCGGCGCGGGGGACAUCGGGACCGUCUACCUCUGCCGCCUCGAGGAGAAGAGCGCCGCCUCCACGUCGUCGUGCCACUACGCCAUGAAGGUGGUCGACCGCCGCGCGCUCGCCAAGAAGGGCAAGCUGGGCCGCGCCGCCGCGGAGAAGCGGGUCCUGCGCCGGCUCGACCACCCGUUCCUGCCCACCAUGUUCGCCGACUUCGACGCCGGCCAGGACUACUCCUGCAUCGUCAUGGAGUUCUGCCCCGGCGGCGACCUCCACUCGCUCCGCCACCGGAUGCCCGGCCGCCGCUUCCCCGUCGCGUCCGCAAGGUUCUACGCCGCCGAGGUGCUCCUCGCGCUCGAGUACCUGCACAUGAUGGGCAUCGUGUAUCGCGACCUCAAGCCGGAGAACGUGCUCAUACGCGCCGACGGCCACAUCAUGCUCACCGACUUCGACCUGUCGCUCGAGUCAACGGCGUCGCCGGCGCUCGAGGAGGCGAGGACCGGUGCCGAGGAGGACGACACGGUGAUGCCGACCUGCCUCCCGGAGGUGCAGCUGUUCAGGCUCAGGAGGUGGAGGCGCCGCGCCGCGCCGCGGCCGCGGCCGCGGUUCGUGGCGGAGCCGGUGGACGCGCGGUCGUCGUCGUUCGUCGGCACGCACGAGUACGUGGCGCCUGAGGUCGCGCGCGGCGGCGGCCACGGCGCCGGCGUGGACUGGUGGGCGUACGGCGUCUUCCUCUACGAGCUGCUCUACGGCCGCACCCCGUUCGUCGGCGCCACCAACGAGGCCACGCUCCGCAACAUCGUGCGCCGCCCGCUCGAGUUCCCCUCCUCCGCCUCCGCCGCCGCCUCGCCGCACGACGCCGCGGCGCGCGACCUGAUCGCGCGGCUGCUGGACAAGGACCCCCGGUCGCGCCUCGGGUCCCGGCGCGGCGCCGCCGACGUCAAGUCCCACGCCUUCUUCAAGGGCCUCAACUUCGCGCUGCUCCGGUCGUCGUCGCCGCCCGUCGUGCCGCCGCCGGCCGUCGCGGCCGCGCUGCAGCACCAGUGCAGCAAGGCGGCCGACGUGCCCCAGCUGUUCGACCUCUUCUGACACGUACCUGCUCGGCGCGUCUCCAAAGUCCAAAGCAAGGAAUUUUUUUUUGUUGCUGUUAAUUAAUUAAUCGAGGCACGAAUUGACCAGAGCUAGCUGGCUAGAAUCCGGUUGACUAAUUACUCUCCAUAUUAGAACUGCUGUACAACACUGUCAAUUAGUUAAUUAUUAACUAAUUAGUGAAAU
This is a messenger RNA of Oryza brachyantha (malo sina), 1679 nucleotides long. RefSeq names its product protein kinase PINOID-like. Gene Ontology annotation, molecular function: ATP binding; protein serine/threonine kinase activity. Gene Ontology annotation, cellular component: plasma membrane; cytoplasm; nucleus. The transcript has a single exon. The record is from RefSeq and is a predicted model, not a curated record. NCBI's taxonomy places the organism in Eukaryota, Viridiplantae, Streptophyta, Magnoliopsida, Poales, Poaceae. Gene Ontology annotation, biological process: protein phosphorylation. Bases 105 to 1493 code for a protein of 462 amino acids.